This is a messenger RNA of Bicyclus anynana (squinting bush brown), 9315 nucleotides long. RefSeq lists its product as uncharacterized. The coding region runs from base 204 to 1460 and encodes 418 amino acids. The record is from RefSeq and is a predicted model, not a curated record. The transcript has 9 exons. Lineage: Eukaryota; Metazoa; Arthropoda; Insecta; Lepidoptera; Nymphalidae.
UGUGGUUGAAUGUUUGACAGCGUCAAAAAAAAAAGCUUGUAGGUAUUGCAAGAAUUCAGUAUUUUAUCAAAAAUUAAAACUUAUUAGAAUUUUAUGGAUAUAAUUUCAACAAAUCCAAUAAAAAUUUACUAUUUCCCAGUUGUUGAUAAAGGCAUAUUUCCAUUCUGGAUUCCCAAAAGAGGACUUAUUUAGACAUCUACAAGAUGGAUUUGGCGGAGACGAUGAAAAAUGUGUUAGCGAAGAGUUCGGGGAGCGGGAGCGGCGCGGCGAGUGGGUCGAGCGCAUCGGGCCCGCAUGGCGCCGAGGGCUAUGUGACGGAGAAGCUCUACAUGCUGCUGCAGCUGUACCUGCAGAACAAGGGCUGGAGCCCCAGCAUAGAGCUGCUGCAGUGCUUCAGCGACCUCAAAGAAUCCUCUAUGCUACCCAGCGCUGCUUAUUUACAAAUGAUGGCAUCAAGAGUGGGCUUAGAUGGGCAAGGUAGACUGAUAUAUCGUGAAAAUGGAAAAAUAAUUCUCCCAUAUGAACACUUUGCUAAUGCUGUCAUGCUCAAACACAUGAAUGGACCACAUGGACUGCAUCUUGGCUUAGAAGCAACAGUCAGAGCAGUAGUGGAGUCAUAUACUAUAGGCAGAGAUCAAUUUGGAAUGGAGAAAGAGUUCAUAUUGGAAGUAGUUCAAAACUGUCCGAAUCCAGCUUGUCGUUACUACAAAAAUCAAUUAGAGAUGACACAGAAGUCCAUUCAACAGCAUUUAUCCCAACAGCCCACAUAUAUUCCAGAAGCGGGAGGCGGCGCACUGCCUGACAGUGCAGCAGUGGAGCGGCUGCUGCGCGGCGCCGCCCUGCCGCAGGACUACCAGCUGCCGCUCGCACCUCACCUCGCUGCCCUCACAAACUUAGCGGGUGAGAAGUCAGAGCGCCGCGCCGAGAAGCUGUCACAGCAGAUGCUGAUGCAGAACCGGUCGCUGGCGCACCAGGCGCCCGCGGACAAGUACUCGCACCAGACGCGCUCCUCCUCGCACUCCAGCCUCGACUCCAAGUCCAAGCACCACUACACCGACGAGCACAAGCUUACUGACUUCUUGAGGGCUAACCUGGAGAGCCUGGAGUCUCUGUCGGGCGGCGGCAGCGCGCACAGCGAGCGCGCGGGCGGCGGCGCGGCGGCGGCGGCGGGGGGCGCGGGCGGCGCGGGCGGCCAGGAGCGUGUGGUGCGCGCGUUCGCGGAGCUGGCGCGCAACCUGCAGCGGAUGCGGCCCUGCGUGCGCCCCGCCAUGUGCAAGCCCUACGGCAAGCAGAGCGAGCAGCUGCAGAAGAUUCUGUUGGACACAAUCCAGCUCGUGCAGUCGCUGCGCAGCUACCUGCCGCCUCCGCACAUUCAGGUUACGUCGUGGAAGAAUGACGACAAACUACGUUCAAACAACAUGGAAGAGCUAGAGAGUCGCAAAAUCGUGAGUGGUAACUAGCCUAUCGUUUACCUGUUCACUUUUAUAUUGUCUUGGAAACACACAUCGUGUGACAUUUGUUUAUGGUCUUUAUAACCCUUUGUAUUGUAAGCAAAUGCUUAUAUUGUAGUCUUCUUUUACAACUAGGAAUUUGCUUUAAACGUAUUUCAAUGGAAUUUUGAUUAGUUUAUUUUAUUGUCAUUUAUAUUUUAUAGAAUUAUUGAAAUACUAAAUGAUUUUUCAAUUUAAAAAAAAUUACAAUUCCACCUGGAAAUUGUAAUACUGCAAAUUCAUAAUAGUCAUGAAAAUCAUCCGCAUAAUUUUAUUAUUAAUAUUGAAUAAAUUAUUAAAUGAAAAAUUGCACGCAGGCAGUGUACGUUUAGAUGUCUUUAUCACAAAAAAAAUAUUUUAUUGUUUAUAGUUUAAAUGAUAUCACAUUAUUCAGCACAAAAUUAAAUUUUAUUCAUAAUAGUUGUAGUUAAGUAUUUUAUUAUUGUUCGUAAUAUUUCCUUUAUUCUUGUUGGUGUUUAAUGAUGAAACUCUUUGUCUGAUCUUUAUUUUCUUUUUUUUAAUGUUACGUACGAUUUGUAUACUAUAUUGCUUUUGAUGUUAUAAAAAUAUUAUUAUAGGUUUAAUUUUUUUGAGCUAGUGACGUCUCAGAGCGUAUCAGUUCUUUGAAUGGUAAUAAUUUAUUUUGACAGUAAAAUUGUUAAAAAAAAAACUAAUAUAUAAAAUACACAGUGUUUCUUUAAAGAUCAUAUUCUGUGAUAAAGUUGGUAGGUGGUAGGUCUAUAGUAAUAGAGUGCGCGCAAGAAAAGUCUGCGCGCGACUAGACUACAAUAAUAGUGUAGUUGACUCAUAUCAAGUUUAAUAUAAACAAUAUUAAUUUGUAGUACAUGUAAUAUGUUAAGGAUUUCUUUUAAAACUUAAUUUGAAUAUUUUUCAAAUUUUCCAAACGUCAAAAACGCUGUCGUCCAUUUUGUGACGUCACUAACACACUAUCUAAUAUUUUUGUCACACGCUCCGUUUGUAAGUGAUUUAUUAUAGUGACAUCAUGAAACUGUUGAAAAUAGACCGUCAUGGCCGACAGGCGUUUUGGCUCGUAUUGUCAAAAACAUAUUUAUAUAAAAACUAAAAUUUUCUUGUAAUCAAGUCUCAAAAAAUAUGAAAAAAAAAAUGUUUUAAUCUAGUAGAACGAUACUGAACUAUUUAAGACUAUUAAAAAAAAGUGACAACUAGCCUAUUAUGUUGCCAACGUUAGUGAUAUCUCUUACCCUCCAAGAGAUAGAUAGAGAUAGACGACAACAUGGCGGCACUUUUGAUUAGUUCUGAUUUUGGCCACGCGCAAACUUAUCUUGCGCGCACUAUACUAUUAUACCUUUCAGCUGCAGCCUGCAGCGGCGAAAGGAUUCCUUAAGUUCGCAAGCCUUUGUUUAUAUUUGCAUAAUCCGCUGAUAUCUUUCAUCUACGAGUUCGUAGUAAUCUUUAUGACGUCACUAGCUCGUAUAUUUUUUACAAUUAUUUGUAAAGUUUCUUAUUCGUCCUAGUUACGCUAUAUUUAACCCUGGUUUACUGUUAUAAGUGCAUUAUAUACACCAAUAGAGGUGUAAUAGCGGUAGGUUUGAGCGGAGUCUUGACAUGGAUCUUUUAUAAGAAAGUAUUAUGUAAGUUAAGGAUUUCGAGUGUGCGUUUAUAUCUGACGUAAGUAGAUUAUAUAUAUAAAAAAAAAACUAAAUUUUCGAUUUGUAUUUAAAAGCCCAGCUUUCUAAAGCCCAGUUAUUAUCAUAAAACAUGUAUUUAUAUUUAAAUUUUAGAAUGUUAAGAAUUGAUUUUCAUUACCAUUCUUAUUAGAUUCUAUUUCAAACAAGUAAGAUGAUUAGUGUAUCAAGUUGUACAAUAAUGUUGAUCGCACAUUACAGUCGGCAAUAUAGCUUGGCAACUUCGUUCGUAAUACUUCCAACGGGCCACGCGGGCCGGGGGCGUGUAGCGAUGAAUGAAAAACCGACGACAGAAGCACCGCACUUACCCGCACGCACGAUUACACACCCGCGCAGUCUUUCCCCCCGUCGCCCGCAUAUUAUGGGUGUGUCAUCAACGAACUUGCCAGACUAUAGUUGUAUCUUAAAAAUAUUAACAUUUAUAAUUCGAAUUCUGGGAUGAUAAAGAAAUAAUCAUCAACAAUACAAAGCUGUGUUGAAAAAUGCUUUGUAUGCUGCUGCGGAGCCAUUACUAGAUCAAUUGUGUCAUGAUCUAGGAGUAUGUUAUAAUAUUUUCAGUAUUUCAUACAAAUGAAGUUAAUAUUUAAAUAAAUGUUUAGAUUAACUACACAUAAUAUAAUACAUGGGUUUUGUUAAACACCCCCUUGAAAUUGAUCACAUCUUCUUGGACUAUCGAAUGUAAUGUGCGAUUAACUUUAUUAGUUUGAGAUGAAGUUUCUUAUAAUUUGUUUUAAAUUAAGAAAGCGAUUAUUUAAAGCACCAUAUUGGUUAUGUGCUUGUUAUUUGAAUUACAUACAAAGCUUCGUUUGUCAUUUGCAUUCUUUCUACAUGUCAAACGUAAGAGAGAAAAUGUGUCGCUUACGACGCCUGGCUAAAUAUACAUUUAUAUAUUUUUUUUUUGGUAAAAAAAUGAGCAUUUAAAAUUAGUGGUAUUCGAUAAAAUUAAUGUACUAACAAAAAGCAAUCGCCAUGUCUUGUCUUGUAAAGUUAUAGAGAGGAUAGUAUCGUAUAUGAAGACUGCAAGUUUUUAACAUUGUAUAGGCGUAGUGUAGAUGCGUGUAAGAGGUAAGGGCCGGUAGCCAUGUGGCACGUCGAUUCUCUUUCUACAAACGCUAACGCUUCGAAAACUAAAAAAAAUGUAUGGUGAUGACAGAUCGAUCGGUAGCUUGGUCACGUGACCAUUUGCGAUUGUACGAUGCGUUUGCGAUCGUAGAUAGACAAUCGACGUGCCCGAUGGUUACAUGCCAAGGUUUGAUACUCCUAGGAACAUAAACUCCCGUAUGGGACACGCUUUUUCGAAAUUUGACGAUUUUUAUUUAGAUUGUAAAAGUUAUUAAUUAUGUCUUACUUGAAAACUUUAAAGGGGCUGACUUACAAAUAUUUAAAAAUAAUGGUAUCAUGUCUAAAAUAUUUAAAUUUUUUUUUAAAUCUAGUCUCAACACAUUUACAUAUUUGCUUAUGUAGUGUCUAUGAAAGAUGUGAUGUUACACUAAAGAGACUAAAAAUGAUAUCUUGCGUUUAUACAUAGACAAUCCAGAAACGAAUUGUAUGUAUGUGUUGAGGUUAGGUCAGAUAAAACAGUUCAAACAUAUGCGGAAUGUUAGAAUUCAAAUAAAUUUUCACGCAAGUUUCCUAAGUAAGUCGCAUAGCAUUAUUGUUUAAAUUUUUUACAUUUUUAUUUUUUGAAUUCGGUAAUUUUGCGUUUUUUACAAGUUGACUAUAGUCAGGCAGUGACAUUUGGACGAGAAAAAUUUUGUUUGUGCGUAGAUGGAUCUUGUCUAUGAUCGACUUGUACGAAACUGUAAAAUACUAAAGUAUUAUUUGGGCAUCUGUUUGACUCGAUUAGGGUGCAUUUAAAUUAGCCGCAUAUUAAUUGGUCGGAUACUACGAUUCAAUUGUAAGAUAGGUAAUAUUGAUUUGACUAAAACUAUUGAUACUAUUUAUUAGUACCUACUAUCUUAUAAUGUAGGCAGAUUAUAAGCAAAAAGAUAGAAUACAACAGUACUCUGAAGUACUCAAAGAUUGAACUACUAACCAGAUUUCGCUUAUAUCAGAAUAAAAAAUAAAAAAAACAAUUGAAUAAUAAUUUGUUUUAAUGUAAAAACUGGACAAAAAAUCUCACUAAUCCGGAUAGAGGAUGCCGUAUUAUUGGACGUAUAAGUAUAUUGAAGUGCUGGAUUAUGGCAGGCAUCCACAAAUGCGCAUCGCAACAAACGGAUUGUAGAGUGCGCGCAAGAUAAGUCUGCGCGCGACUGGCGCCGCAAUUAUGUUGCCAGCGUUAGUGAUCUCUUUUACCUGCCAAGAGAUAAUUAGAGAUAGAAUACAAGAUGGCAGCACUUUUGAUUAGUUCUGAUUUUGGCCACGCGCAAACUUAUCUUGCGCGCACUUAUAGCAUUCUUUGUAUUGAAAGUCAUUCAAGUGCGUCCACUGAUCCGCUUCGUAGGGAUCGCAUUGAACUGAUUUUAUCUACAGUAAAAUUAAAAUUCCAUGCGGACAUGUACACGCCUACGUUUAGUCAGAUUUUAGCGAGAUACUAAUGUAAUGGAAUAUUUUCAAGCCAUUUGAGACUUUGAUUUUCAUACAGGUCUCUGCUGCAAAAAAUAUACUCGUCAGUUACAGCAGUUUACAUAUACACGAAUACAUACAUUCGUUACAGAAAUAUCAUAAGCAAGUAUAAAUAUAUCGAUAGUCAUCAUAUUAGUAUCAAUACUCGAUAAAUCGAUAGUAUCCGAACACUGAUUCACACAAUUGCGGCGAAUUUAAAUGUUUUAUACAAUCACUAUGUAGAGCUUUAAAUUAUACAAUUCGGUUUUAUUGCUAUCACAUAAUAUUACAUUAUUAAUUAAAAAUAUUUUAAUUACAUGUAUUCACAACUCGAUUAUUAUUUAUAUUAUAUAAUAUCAUCACAUAUAAAAUCGGCUUCAUAAGUUCGUUAGUGCAAUAAUUAGGCAAAGCCUACGUUUUUUAUACAUUUAGCACUGUAAUAUUCUAAAUUGUAAAGCGUAAUGUAUGUAUAAUAAUAUAAUAAUAUCUAGUUUAUGAGGUUGUACUUGGAUAAGAUAUAUUUCAUCUCUUUUAUGAAUCUAACUGAACUGUGUAGGCAUCACGUUUUUUUAUGUUUUUCUUUAUUAUAUGUUUGUGUGCACUUUACUGCAUAAUAUUGACAUUGUAAUGAUUUUGUCUUGAGGUAUUUUUAUAGGCAUGAGAAUUGUUAGUUUAGAAAAGUGUAUCGCAAAGCGUUAUUGCUGGAUGUAUGUUGUGGUAAUAUUAUAUGAUUUUGGUUUCAUUUGUUUGUGAAUGUUUCUGAUUCACAUUCUGAAAUUGCAUAAAUUAUACAUUUUUAACAAAAAGAAAAUUUUAUAUGACGUCUUUAGUUUCACUGGCAUUGGUCAUAAUUUCUACCUCUUGUAACCGUUAUUAAAAAAGGUGUUUUGUAAUUUUAAUUUGAGUGUUUUCCCCAUAAUACUGAAAUAAAUAAAUGACACAGGUCACUUAAAUUAUAUUUACUAUACCCCAAUGCACAAAUAAACUUUUUCAAAACUUGUCUGGCAUAUAGCGACAAAUUCUCGUGAGCCGAGCCAUGCCUGUUUCAGUACUAAGGUUAGUAAAGUUUGAUUACUUCUUACUUAUUAUAGUUACAACAAAUCAAUUAAAAAAUUUAUAAAUUCCAUGAGCAUACAUCUAGUUUAUACGCAUUUGCGGAUUACAGACGGACUUGCAAGUAUGAGGCGCGCUCACAUAAAACUAAUCCAUCGCUGCCUCAUGCAAACGUGUAAUGAGCAGUGGCGUAGCUUGCCUAUGAGGGGUCCUGUAUCAAAAUAGUUAGGGGGGAGGGGGGCAAUAGACGAGCGACAAAUCCCGAAUUUAGUUUUUUUUUUCUCCGAGAAGCACCAGAUGUAGAGAGAUUGUUAAUCAAAUCUUUGCUUUCACACUUACGGGGCCCCGCUAGCUACGCCCCUGGUAAUGAGGCUAUAUCGUUAUAUUCGGAAACUCUUUAACAAAACAUUGUAGCAUUAAGUUCAACAAUCAUGAACAGUGUCCUCGAAGUAUUAUAUCGACCGCAUGAAUCUCUCUCUGUAUUAGAAUUAAGCUUUCUAGUCAAAAAUUGAUAUCAUAUUUCUUAAUAAAUUCGGUCCUAUUGGCAUGAGUAACUAUUGGAAUUAGUAAUUUAAUAUGGUUGAACAUAUCAUGUGACGCAAGAGCCACUGUUUUGAGGGAAUUUAAUAUUUUUGAUCUCACUUCUGUAUCACAUUUAAAUUUAGAAAAAGUUUGGAAAAUCCAAAAGUGCUAAUAACCUCGCGUUUAUUUAACAAUAACAAUGGAAUUACGUCGGAUUUAUCCGUGAAAUUAAAUAAGGUUGUAUCCCUAAUUAUAUUAAAGCGAAAGAAAAAACUUAUUAGGUAAAGUCUUUCUGUCGGUUCGGUACAUACAGCCACGGACUUCGGAGUUUUUUUAAUUAGUUGAUAUAACAGAAAUUACAUUAAAUUAUGAGCUAGUGAGGUCAAAAGUAAUUAAUUGAAAGUAACAUCACUAUUGUCUAUUUUUAUCACAUAUAUUUUUUAAUGUCUCAGAUUUACUUUGUAUUGUUUCUUUUGUAUUUUGCUGCAAUACAGAUUUACAAUCUUAUUUGACGAUAAUGUUUUAGACUUAGACCAUUUUAUUACAAGUAAAACAAUAAAAUUGGAAUAAUUUCAUUUUAUUAUUGGACUAUGACUUUUCGUUACACACUAUAUUAUUCCAAUUAAUAUGAUUACAAUAUAUCCUGUAUUGUUACUCUAUUCUCAUUUAUUGAAUUGUAUCCAAUGAAUAAUUGAUAUAUUUUACUAUUUUCUGUGAAAAGUCGACGAAUCCCUCAAAAAAUACCUUUAGUGUUCAUUUACACGAUUGGCAGGUGCUAGCAACGACUGCAGUCAGCGACGUCUCGGUGGCGGUCGCCAAAUGCAGUCGACUGCGGUCGUCGGCAGAGUUGCCGCUUGUGUUUGUUUGUAAAUGAACCUUACGAGUGUUGCAUCCUACAGAAGCAUCCUUAGAUUUUGAUUCUACAACAUUAAUUUACAUUUAUAGCUAAUGUUUUGUCAGGUUUUUUGAGUGGUGUCCUAUAUACUGUCUUGUAUUUGUCGGUUUUCGCUGAGACUAGCAAAAUAAAUUGAUUCAUUCAAAAUGAGAGCACCAUACUUGUAGAAAGUAAGAAACAAAUUAUUUGGCCUUUCAUUAAAAAAAAAAUCAUAGAAUUAGAAGAUAUUAUAAAUAGAAAUAGAUAUGUAAACACUAAUUUGCAAUAAGCAGUAAAAUUUCCUCUGGCAUUUAUUAUUAUUUCCUUUAAUGUACUAUUAAUACUUUAUAAACAUAUGACAUAGACAUUAUAUAAUAAAAUCAUAUUACUGUAAAUGUUAUUGCUUAUACAUUAUGUAUGUUUUUCUGCAAUGGAUGACUUUUGUUAACGUACUUUUUGUUUAUUUAAUCUGGAAGAGAAAUCUUUGAAUAGUAAAAAAAACAUCUUUCGUGAUAUUUGUUCAUUUCUCAUUUGUAACAAUAUCGGAAUUAAAGUUUUUCAAGAGUGAACUUUCAUAUCAAGUUUAAAAUAAAAUUAAAAAAUAAUUGAUUUUAUAUUUCUAAAUUACUCUAUCGCUAAUGAUACGUUUUACUAAAAUAUCCAUAAAAAACUCAAAUGCCCUUGGUCAAUGUGAUCAUAGAAUUUUAGGUUUUGACUUUUAAAACAAUGGAUAUAACAAUAUAAAAGUUCGCUUUUGAGUAAAAGUUUUAUACUUUUAAACAUUUUUGUUCUUUUAAUAAAAUGAAUGUCUUCCAGAAUAGUUAUAUUUGUUCUGUCAUAGUACGAUUUCAAUUAUUUAGUAUAAUAUAAUAAAAAAAUAAAUAUUUAUUCCGUUCGCCGAUAACUUUUGUAAAAUUCAUCAGCAUAUUGUUUUUUUUUUUUAAUAUUUUCAUAAUAAUGUUGCAAUCAAGAGUCUGUGAUAAAUAUCUUUCAAAACUAACUUCGAUACAGUUUCUCGUUUGGUUAUCUAGAUGUUUUUAUGUACUUCAAAAUUUUAAAGUUUUGCCUUGCCAUUAUUUUUAUUGUUUGCUGAUAUUCUUUAUUAUCUGUAAAAAUAAUGAUAUAGCGGAGCAAGAAUUGCAUUAGAAUAAAUGAAGUGAUGCAA